CCGGUAGGGAACAAAAUGAAGAGGCCUGGUCUCUCAGCUCUUUGUCUGGGAGACAUGAAAGAGCCUUCAGAUAAGGCUCGUAGCGUUAGCAUCAUAAACUCGGAUUCCAAGGAAAUACCCUUUGCUAGAGUGAACAUAUUUGUKAUUGYGCUGUCCAAGAUGGUCCAUAUGAUUGCAUUAGGUUUGCCGGUAGUGAUAAUAUGGCUGGCACAACCUGGAGCAAGUCUGUUUCCAUGGCACCCAACAUUAAUGGCAAUUGGAUUUGGGUUCUUGAUGACUGAGGCUAUAAUGCUGUUCUCCCCACAAAGUUCAAUACUUCCCAAUAUGCCGCGUGCAACAAAAGCAACAGUUCACUGGAUGCUCCAGCUUGCUGCAAUCUUCUUCACCUCAGCUGGUUUUACGGUGAUCUUUUACAACAAACACCUCCGCAAAAAGAACCAUUUUACCAGYUGGCAUGGUUUCUUUGGGUUAUGGACAAUGCUCUUUGUGUUAUGCCAAGCAUUUCAAGGCCUGACUAUAUAUUAUCCUGGUAUUGCUUUAUUUAAAGCAAAACUGGGCCAACGUAAACAGCUCCAUGCAUUUUUUGGCACCCUUGUGUUCAUGUUAGCAACAACAACGCUUGUGCUUGGUUUCUUUUCUAACUGGUUUGUUAAGAAUUCAAAUGACGUCAUUUGGUGGGGGAGUAUUUUUUCGACCCUUUCAAUAGCAGGGGUUAUUUUAGGCCAGGUAUCUAAUGAGUAUGCAAAGCGAAAUAAACCAUCAAAAUAAGACUUUGUAAGUUCAUCAAUUAUUACAACAUUAAGUUGUGUGCACUCUUCUGUUUUUAAUUACAUUCCUUUGUCUGACAACUUGCCUCAUAUUUUAACAAUACAUGGAUAUCAGAAGAACAGAUGCAUGGCAACUUUUAAGUUAAGCUUAAAAGCUGGAAGUGAAUUGAAAACAAUAGAAAACAAAGAAAUGGAAACAAGGCCUAGUGGCCAUACAGGAGUUAAGAUGGCAAAUAUCUAGGGAUUCCAUUCACCUGAAUUCAAGAAAAAUUGCUUUUCUAUAGAAAAAGGAACAUUUUCUUGCUUCUUGUUAAAUUCAAGAAGAGUAUUUUAGUCUUUUUCUAAGCUACUUCCAGUUUAUAUGUUAGCAUGUAUACAAUCAUGGUUGUGAAAAAGCCCUAGCUACCUGUAAAUGUUAGAUAUAUCAAAGCUAAGAAUUUUACCAUUUUCAUCAAAGGUAGGAAUUUGUAUUGAAUUUUAUUAUCAGUCAGAUUAUAUUAAAAUUAGCCAACCUACAGUUUAUAUUUACACGUAGAUGACUAUAACAACUUCACACAUAUCAGGAUUGUGUAUUGUUGGACCUUAAAUUUUCAUGUUUACUAGUUUCUAGUUUAUUGUAGGGAGAAAAAGGCUUAUCAUAUAAUUAUCUAUGAAAUACCUAUAUUUCUCCAUUACGUAAAAUUGAUAGUGAAAAUAACACAUUCGAGGUUUCUCUAUAUAGUGGAAGAAAGAAAAAAKAUAWUUUAAGACAUAACUUGCUUUCAUAUUUAAUUAUAUGAUAAACAGAAUAUUACAUGGUCGCUUGGAGAUACAAAUUUUAUCUUCUCGURUUGAAGAUCUUUUCAACACUCGAAGAUAAAAUCCGUAUCUCCGCGCGCCCAUGUAAUAUCCUCUAUAUCCUAACACUUUGAAGAGCAACAUUUAGAUCUUGCUGGAUGUUAUGUAUUAUUACUAGUACAGCUAGUAUUUUUGUAGAGYGGAUUUCGUAUGAGUGGGACACCGUUACCGCACAGUUACCGCACCUGGCCUGCAGAAUUUUKGUGAAMCAAUGGGGCACUAGAAUUUGGUUACAGUACGAUUACRGACACAGUACAAUACCGUCCGUUUCCCACUCAUACGAAAUCCCCUCUAUAGUAAAAUACUCACUACAAUAUUUAUUUAUAGAGAAAAUAUAGGAAAAUGUAAUGACAUUGAAUUGAUAUUUUAGCUGUUAUUAUCAUCAUUUUGUCUCCAUCACAUCUAUUUUCAGUGCUGGCUUCAGGAUCUGGACAAGGAAAUCCUGGGAGGGGGGCUCAACACUCAUAAUAAAACUAUGAAGGAGACUAUAUCUUYUUUUGUUCUAUAUAAUAUAAUAAAAGCUAUUCAAUAUUGAAA
Molecule: messenger RNA, 2141 nt
Organism: Exaiptasia diaphana
Lineage: Eukaryota; Metazoa; Cnidaria; Anthozoa; Actiniaria; Aiptasiidae
Product: cytochrome b561 domain-containing protein 2
Exons: 3
Coding region: 16-768 (250 amino acids)
Molecular function (GO): transmembrane monodehydroascorbate reductase activity
Source: RefSeq, a predicted model, not a curated record